Molecule: messenger RNA, 1836 nt
Organism: Fusarium musae
Lineage: Eukaryota; Fungi; Ascomycota; Sordariomycetes; Hypocreales; Nectriaceae
Exons: 1
Coding region: 1-1836 (611 amino acids)
Biological process (GO): positive regulation of transcription by RNA polymerase II
Cellular component (GO): nucleus
Molecular function (GO): transcription cis-regulatory region binding; DNA-binding transcription factor activity, RNA polymerase II-specific; zinc ion binding
Source: RefSeq, a predicted model, not a curated record
AUGAGAAAGAAUGGAAGCUGUUGGAUCUGUCGCUUACGCCACAAGAAAUGUGACGAGAUUCAUCCGACUUGCGGAAAUUGUGCCGCGCUCGGAUUGGCGUGUCAUUUCAGCGAUGCUAAGCCAGAAUGGAUUGACAGUGGCGAGCAGCAGCGGCAAAUGAGCCAGCGCUUGAAGGCUCAGGUCAAACGAAAUGCUAGAAAUAAAAGGGGGAGGCAGAUGAUCCAGAAAAUCGCCCAUCAGCUCGAAGGUGAGCCGAUUCCUCGGGUUGAAGAAUUUGCUUCACCCCCAGUCCCUACUCAGGGCGAAGCAGCACCUGGCAUAACUAUCUCGGAGUCGGUCGACGACACAGCACCAGCUUCUUGGCCUAGCAACAAUACUCGUAUCUCGCUGGACACUGAAAAUCGCACACAUAAUGUACUCGAUACUGUCGACCUACCACUACGCGAUAAUCCCGGGCACUCCCUAUUUGGGACUACUUUUCGUGAGAGGCUCAACGUCAAUCUCGUUGGCGAGGAGGAUCUCCGUUUCCUCAUGACCUACAAGGACUAUGUUUUCCCACUACUUCACCCUUUCUAUCACACUUCGUUCUUCGAAGGCGGUCAUAACUGGCUUCUGGUUGCUGCCUUCAGAAACCCCGAGUCAAGACAAUUGAUCGUAAGCCUAGUUACGUACUUCUUCUCCGUCGUGCCCCUUGUUCCUGGCGCAGGAUAUACCAUGUGUUCCACCUUUGCCUGGGAGCAAGUUCAAAAGCAAUCGGAGCAAGCUUUCAAGGGAAUGCAGAGUAGGGUUGAGAUGCUUGGCGCCACCGCUAAUCUAUGGGAGAGAACGCAUCUUUUUGGAGACAUCAUGCUGUUACUCGAGUUCGAGACCAUGACUCAGUACUCCCAAGCAUGGAGAACUCAUCUCGAUGCUACGAUAAUCCUCUUCAAGCAGAUUCUCGACUCACCAGAAUCAAGGCAUGUUGUGUGGCGCGUGACAUUUGAUCCGACGCAGAUGUCAGCAGAUCAGGCGAACAGAAUUAAUUGCUCAGACGUCAAUUUGUUUUCUUCAACGCAAGUAGCUUUACGCUUUUUCGCUGCCAAGAUCAUUCUCGCCGACAUCGUAUCUAGUAGCGCACUCGAACAGGUUCCAAGUCUCAAUAAAUAUCAUGAAAAGUUGAUGUCUGGCCAGGGUGAAACCAGUCUGAACAUGAAAGAUGUGACUGGGUGCGAGAACUGGGUGUUCCUCAGCAUUGCGGAAGCAGUGGCUCUCAACGUCUGGAAGAAAGAGACGAAAAGGAAAGGGAAUUUCUCUUUUAUGACUUUGGUUCAAAGGGCAGGCAAGAUUCUCGAAAAGCUUGAUCAGGGCCUGGCGAUGUUGACAGAUGAAGAGCGCCGAUCACAAGAGACCAACCAUCAGCCAGGUGAGAUUUUCGCAGAGUUUACUCUCCUACGAACCAUGCGCCCUCCACACGACGCCUACUACGCCAUUACUCGGGUAUGGACGAACGCUGCACGGCUCUACCUAAUUGUCGUUCUCUCGGGAUGGCAACCAGAAAUGGACGAAGUCGUCGAUCUCGUGUCCGCAAAUCUAGUUUUACUGGAAAACCUGACGACGCCAAGCUGGUUGACGACGCUUGCGUGGCCCAUCAGCGUGACAGGGUGUUUGGCCUCCGAAAGUCAAGAGACUGCAGUUGAACAAGUGUUUAGUAGAACGAAGCCACUGAGUAAUGUGGGCGGUUUGAUCGAGGCUAUGAAGGUCAUUCGGCAAACGUGGGCACGGCGAGGGGAGUUAAGCCAAGAGUGGGACUUGACGGCUUGCUUUAGGAGUUUGGACAAUAUUCCGUUGUUGGUGUGA